UCAUUGAAAGAGAUGGGUGGCAUGACGCAUCUUCUCCUUCUGCUGUGGGCCGGUGUCACAGUGGGCACAGUGGUGGAUCUGCAGAAGAGAAUCAUCGGAGGACAAGAUUGUCUGACUAAUGAGAGUCGGUACCACGUUCAACUGAGAAAAUCUGAAGCUAAUGGACCAUUUGAACUUGAGUGUGGUGGCUCUCUGAUCAGUCCCCAGUGGAUUCUGACUGCAGCACACUGCUGGGACGAAACAUGGACAAUGAGAACAGUUUUGGGUGUGCAUCCAGGUCCAGGAACACCAGUGGCAGUCACACCUCAUUUCUUUAUGGACAACCAGAACAGGAAACAUGACAUCAUGCUGCUGGAGAUAACUGACCCUAACAUUCAUCAUACAACCAUCAUACCACUUCCUAACUGUCAAAGUCGUCUCAACGAAGGUGAUGAAGUUCAGAUUGCAGGUCAUGCAUCCAAAUUGAAAACCUUUUCUAAAUUAAGAAUAUCUGAAGAAACAGUGAAGCUCCAAUGUGCAAACACCGAGGUCGUCAACUGUCAGAAGCUCAGAAACUGUCUGCCGAACAGCUACCCAGAUGACUGGCAGUAUCUGAGCUAUCAACACUGGUUGUGUUGCCAAAGAGCUGGAGUGGAUUUAUCUAAAGGUGACUCUGGUGGAGGAGUGGUGUUCAAUGGCAUGCUUUAUGGUGUCAAUUCAUUCAUUGGUAAUGGAACCCAUGCCUGUGUUGAGGCAGCUGGAUUCAUGGACGUCUGUGAAAAAGAGUACAUGGAUUGGAUCUUAAAAACUACCGGUAUUAAACCCUGAAUGGGAUGUGUAGGGUGUGCUAUACUGUAAAAUGUUCUGUCAUUUAACAGGCAUUUUUAAAGGCAUUAAGAAAAAUUGUUGAGUUACUCUAAAUUUACAGUUGAUACAUUAACUAACUAUUGAUUAAGCGUUUGUAAAGCUCUUUAAGAACAAACAUUAUGGUAGUGUCUGAGUUAUAACUGCUACUUUACAUAUUGUUGGUGUCAAAGUGUUGUUAUGGUAAAAAUAAUAAUCAAAAUAUAUAUACAUAUAAAAUAUAGAUUUUCCCACGUGUGAAUUUAGUCAUUAAAAAAAAAAAAUACAAUAGUCUGCUCUCCCGUUAACAAUACUGAGAACUUUGAUAAUCAAUAUGAAUCUUCUUGUACAAUGUUGUCACUUUUAAAUAAAAUGAAGAUGACUCAC
Messenger RNA from Anoplopoma fimbria (sablefish), 1209 nucleotides. RefSeq names its product trypsin I-P1-like. Gene Ontology annotation, biological process: proteolysis. The record is from RefSeq and is a predicted model, not a curated record. Gene Ontology annotation, molecular function: serine-type endopeptidase activity. Bases 13 to 807 code for a protein of 264 amino acids. Lineage: Eukaryota; Metazoa; Chordata; Actinopteri; Perciformes; Anoplopomatidae. The transcript is spliced from 6 exons.